UUCUGAUCAAUAUAUUUCAUAUUUACCGAUCAAAAAAAAAAAAAAAGUAGGGCCAUACAAUAACCCACAAGAAACAUACAAUUAUUAUAGCCUUCCCUUUUGUCAUUCACCGGUUAAUGCUGCUCACAAAUGGGGCGGUCUUGGUGAGGUAUUGGGUGGAAAUGAGCUUAUUGAUAGUCUGAUUGACAUAAAAUUCCAAAAACCUGUGGACAAGACUGCCAUUUGUGAACUUGAGCUUGACGAAACAAAAGUCAAAAAUUCAAAAAUGCUAUUGAAAAUAGUUACUGGUUUGAAUUCUUCAUGGGUAUGUUUCAUGGUUAUUCCUCUAUUUAUCUUUUGCAUGAAUGAUGGUAGAUAAAUUUAUGUCUCUUAGAAGUAAGAAAUGUCAUAUAACUGAUAUGAAAACCAUGAUAUCAUGUCCCGUACUGCCUUUUCAAAUAACUAGCACCAGGUGCAAUUACGUUUACACAAUCAAAACCAUUUAAGUUCUUGUGGGAAGUCUCUAUUUCGCCUCUAGAUUAGGAAU
Messenger RNA from Olea europaea var. sylvestris, 526 nucleotides. RefSeq names its product transmembrane 9 superfamily member 1-like. Gene Ontology annotation, biological process: protein localization to membrane. NCBI's taxonomy places the organism in Eukaryota, Viridiplantae, Streptophyta, Magnoliopsida, Lamiales, Oleaceae. The record is from RefSeq and is a predicted model, not a curated record. The transcript is spliced from 2 exons. The annotation marks the transcript as partial. Gene Ontology annotation, cellular component: membrane.